Molecule: messenger RNA, 349 nt
Organism: Sipha flava (yellow sugarcane aphid)
Lineage: Eukaryota; Metazoa; Arthropoda; Insecta; Hemiptera; Aphididae
Exons: 3
Coding region: 47-349 (100 amino acids)
Source: RefSeq, a predicted model, not a curated record
AGAGACGAUUGAUUUUAAAGAUAAAUCAUAACAAGUACCAAGGAAAAUGGCAGCUAAAUUUACUAUGAUUCUGUGCGCAGCACUGAUUUCCGUAGCUUUCGCAAUGCCGGCUGCACAGCAAACUCAAGUGACGCCCAAAGAGACUAUGAAGACAGCGGAGACGUCACAUUUACGCUUACCAUUCUCAUUCGGUUUCGGUGCAGCAUAUCCAGUUGCACGGUACUCGCCGUUCGCUUACCGAGGAAUUUCUAUUGGAUUCGGCAGUGAAAUAGGCAAUGGUUAUCCGUAUUACAAUCAAUACGGUAAUUAUUACGCGGACGAUUAUCAACAUUAUCUUGCUCAUUACUGA